Messenger RNA from Cucurbita maxima (winter squash), 483 nucleotides. Its product is annotated as mitotic-spindle organizing protein 1B-like. Bases 120 to 335 code for a protein of 71 amino acids. Lineage: Eukaryota; Viridiplantae; Streptophyta; Magnoliopsida; Cucurbitales; Cucurbitaceae. The record is from RefSeq and is a predicted model, not a curated record. The transcript has 2 exons. Gene Ontology annotation, biological process: gamma-tubulin complex localization; mitotic spindle assembly; microtubule nucleation by interphase microtubule organizing center. Gene Ontology annotation, cellular component: interphase microtubule organizing center; gamma-tubulin ring complex; centrosome.
UUUCUUAAAUCAAAAGGCUUUCAUUGUUGCACUCUAUCCAUCUCCCUCUCUUCAGAUUCAAAUUUCAACCCAAUUGCACCAUCCGCCUCUUCCUCCCUUUCUUCCGUCUGAUUCUCCAUAUGGAUCCAGAGGCUGCACGAACGGCUCGGGAAUCGCUAGACCUUGCAUUUCAUAUGUCUAAUGUACUCGAUGCCGGGAUCGAUCGCCACACCCUCUCUGUCCUUAUUGCACUUUGUGACAUGGGUGUGAAUCCUGAAGCACUGGCUGCUGUUGUCAAGGAACUAAGCAGAGAACCGCCCUCAUCGGAAACCAUCACCUCGGGUAACAAGUCAUAACCUAUGUAAAGAAACAACUCUUUUCUUCUUCUGAUGAUGGUUGCUAAAGUUCAUAUCUAUGUGUUUUUAAACCACGUAGCUUACUUGGAUCUUGUGAGAUGAGAUGGGUUGAUGUUCAUAAUGUGAAGUAUUCACUCUCUUGUGUUCA